CUGAGAACUCCCCCAACGCAACACCUCCUUUUCUCUUCUUCUUCAUUUCUACCCUUCCCAUCAGCAAUAAUAAAACUACAUUCCACACACAAUGAAACUUUCCAUUGCCGCCAGCUUGCUUCUGAUCGCUGCCUCGUCGGUCUCCGCAGUCCCUAUGGUCACUCCUCCUACCUUCACUGACGGCAACCUGGCACCUAUGUUUACGUCUCCUGAAGCCGAGGUUGUUACUGACUCGUAUAUCGUUGUCCUCAAGAACCACUUGAAUGCAGAAAAGGUCGAUGGCCAUACCAGCUGGGUCCGCGACUUGUCGGGUGAGAAGGACGGCAAUAUCUUUGAUGCAUGGCUUCAUCCUGAUAGCAUCGGUAUCAGACAUGUUUACGACAUGCCGGGUCUCUCGGGUUAUGCUGGCAAAUUUGGCAAGGAUGUUGUGGAUCUUAUCCGUCGAUCAGAGGAUGUUGCCUUUAUCGAACGUGACUCCAUGGUCUACACCAGCGAGCUGCAACGCGGCGCUCCUUGGGGUCUUGCUCGUAUAUCGCACAGAAACGCCCUGACGCUUGAGAAUUUCAAUAGAUACGAAUACAAGGCAGAUGGCGGCGAAGGCGUCAAUGUCUACGUCAUCGAUACCGGUGUGAACUACGAACACGUCGACUUUGAUAACAAUCGUGCCAAAUGGGGAAAGACUAUCCCGAAAGGCGAUGAUGACGAAGAUGGCAACGGCCACGGCUCUCACUGCGCUGGUACUAUUGCAGGCAAGCGUUUCGGCGUGGCCAAGAAGGCCAACGUUACCGCGGUCAAGGUGCUCCGAUCCAACGGCUCUGGAACCAUGGCAGACGUUAUCGCUGGCGUUGACUGGGCCACUGAGAAACAUACCAAGGCUGCGCUUGCUGCCAAGAAGGCUGGCAAAAAGUUCAAGGGCUCGGUUGCCAACAUGAGUUUGGGUGGUGGCAAGGUCACUGCACUUGAUAUGGCUGUGAAUGGCGCCGUUGAUGCAGGCAUCGUCUUUGCUGUAGCUGCCGGUAACGACAACAGCGACGCAUGCAACUACUCGCCUGCUGCUGCCGAAGGCGCCAUCACAGUCGGUGCCUCGACCUUGUACGAUGACCGUGCCUACUUCUCCAACUAUGGUCCAUGUGUGGAUGUGUUUGCUCCUGGUUUGAACAUCCAAUCCAUCUGGCGCGGCAGCAAGUAUGCCACCAACACCAUUUCCGGCACCUCCAUGGCCUCGCCGCACGUUGCUGGUCUGGCAGCAUACUUCUUGAGCUUCGAAGAGGAGGGUGCCAGCCCCAAGGAUAUCAAGCAGAAGAUCCUAGACUUGAGCACCAAGGACAAGCUGACCAAGAUUCCCAAGGACACCCCCAACCUCCUGAUCUACAACAGCGCUGAUGAGUAGGUUUAGGUUGUUUGUAUAUUUGUCUUUCUUUCUUUCUUUUCUUCUUUCUGUGUAUAGAAGCUUUACUGUACAAUUUCUUCCUUCGAACUACAUACUUCUUCAUUCUAUCCCCCAUCUCUCUCUCUCUCUCUCUCUCUCUCCCGCCCCUUCUCACGCUCGCUAUCCCCACUGCUCCUUCCUUCUCUGCGCUACACAUCACAGACCACAUACAAUUGCACAUAUCUGUGUAACAGAGACGCCAUCACGCCCAACUCUUGUACGUUCUACUUAUGAUCAUAUGCAACUUUGGUUGUCUUGCUUUUCUUAUACUGCCAUUUUCUUCCUUUCUGUAUUGCAACAAAUAAAUAUGAACGACUGAUCAAAUGUA
Messenger RNA from Zychaea mexicana, 1757 nucleotides. Its product is annotated as serine protease 1. Gene Ontology annotation, biological process: proteolysis. The record is from RefSeq and is a predicted model, not a curated record. The coding region runs from base 92 to 1390 and encodes 432 amino acids. Gene Ontology annotation, molecular function: serine-type endopeptidase activity. The transcript has 3 exons. NCBI's taxonomy places the organism in Eukaryota, Fungi, Mucoromycota, Mucoromycetes, Mucorales, Lichtheimiaceae.